AUGCAAAGUACCCAGGACCCAAACUUGCUGCCAUUUCGGAUUUGUGGUAUGCUUAUCAUUGUGGAGGGUGCAUUUGAUAAAUAUGGCGAUAUAAUACGCAUUGCCCCCAACGAGAUUGCUAUAUUUGGGUAUAAAGCCAUAGUGGAUGUUUUAACACCGGGUCGGAUGGACGAUUCGAAAGCAUUUCUUAAGACUGAGGAGCUCGGCGCGCUUGCAGGAAAGCACAAAGGCUUUGCCGCAGAUACCGAUCCAAAGAUUCACCGGAAUAUACGGAAAUUAUUGGAGUCUAGCUUCAGCCUCAAUGCUAUUAAAACAUGGCAGGAACCGAUUUUACAUAAACAUUUUGACCGGUUUAUCGACAAAAUUGAAAAGGCUUCGAAUAAUGGCGCCAUUAACCUAACCAAGUGGGCUGAGUGGCUCAGUAUUGACCUUGCUGGCGAUCUGACAUUUGGGUAUGAUUACGGCAACGUAGACAAUGGUAAAGCGGGGGUGUUCUUGGAGACGUUUUCCAAGCUCAGCUUCUGGGGCACUGUAAACCAAGUGUCGGCACGGUUCCCGAUCCUUUAUCCUUUUAUUCUAAUCUCCAUGAGCCCCGGGCUUGCAAAGAUUGCACCAAAGCUUCAGCGCAUCAACAGCGAACAUAUUACCAAUCGAAUUAGGAAUCGCGACAAACUCGCUCACGAAGAUUUCAUGUCGGCGCUAAUACCAACAGAAGGACAGACGCCCGAGCUUGAGUUUCUCGUCGCGCAAAGCAUGAACAUCGUAAUAGGUAACGCCGAGGCCACUUCAAAUAUGUUUGUGGUGGCCGUGCACUUCCUUGGUAUUCACCAAGAUCGGUUGGAAAAGUUGAAAAAGGAGAUCCGCGGCCGUUUUGCUUCCUAUAACGAAAUUACAUCUGCAAACGUGCAGAAUAUCGUUUGGCUCAACGCCGUUGUCAAUGAAGGACUUCGACUGGCCACCCAGGGUACUUCAGGUCUCCCGCGAAUCAGCCCAGGGGCUAUAGUUGACGGGCAUUUUGUUCCAAAAGGGUACCGCGUACAAACCAGCUUCUGGGCUGUGUUUCAUUCUGAGCGAUAUUUCGCAAAGCCAAGGGAAUUUUGGCCAGAACGGUGGCUCCCCAAGGAUCAUCCUGAUUACGACAAUACUUUCGCCAACGACCAGCUUGCUGCAUAUCAACCUUUUAGUCUCGGCACCAGAGGCUGCAUUGGCCGCAAGACAGGUCUUGUCCAGGCCCAGCUAAUGCUUGCAAAACUUAUUUGGGCGCUGGAUUGGGAGCACUGCAACCAAGAUCAAAUAGACUGGGAGCGAGAUUUAAGGAGGUACGCCAUGAAUCAACUGCCGCAUAUAUUUGUCCGUUUCCGGAAACGGCAAAUAUAA
Molecule: messenger RNA, 1377 nt
Organism: Pyricularia grisea
Lineage: Eukaryota; Fungi; Ascomycota; Sordariomycetes; Magnaporthales; Pyriculariaceae
Exons: 6
Coding region: 1-1377 (458 amino acids)
Molecular function (GO): heme binding; oxidoreductase activity, acting on paired donors, with incorporation or reduction of molecular oxygen; iron ion binding
Source: RefSeq, a predicted model, not a curated record